Messenger RNA from Dermacentor andersoni, 2602 nucleotides. Its product is annotated as organic cation transporter protein-like. NCBI's taxonomy places the organism in Eukaryota, Metazoa, Arthropoda, Arachnida, Ixodida, Ixodidae. Gene Ontology annotation, biological process: transmembrane transport. Gene Ontology annotation, cellular component: membrane. The record is from RefSeq and is a predicted model, not a curated record. Gene Ontology annotation, molecular function: transmembrane transporter activity.
UGAACGCGCGGUCGACGCUCUGCUUUGUCGUGUCGGUGCUCAGCUGGCUGCCACAAAUCGCGCGCUGGAGAGCGGUGGGCGAGGGACGGCUGCUGGUUCGUUCGGCAGCUGCAAGUGACACCGAAACGCAUCGUAAAAGCUCUCGGUCCACGCUGCCAGGCGUGGGUGAACGUGGAGCGCGACUUGGACGACUAUGGUGCGCCCCAUCCUAGGAUCGUGAGAAGCCGAUGCGUGCCACUCACGAGUGUUCAGUGAUCACAAGCGCAGCUCGACCCCUUGAGCAAGCGAUCGUAUUGGCGUCUCUUUGUGCAUGCUGUAAAAUUGUCAGCUGCGAGCAGCCGGCCUUUCUUUUUUUGUAUUCUCACUUUGGUAUCCAUCUCCAACAUCUACCGGAAGCCUCCUAGCUUUGUCCCUUGGAACUGCCUCUGCGGCUUCUCGUUGCAAUUAUUAGCGAAACUUCGUCGAUCUUCCUACUGCCCCGAGAGGCCCGCCUGCUGCCCGCCCGGACGAGGAGUAACGACCGCCAUGGAGAGCAUCCUGGACCCCGUGGGGCCGUGGCACGUGCCCGUGUUGCUGUUCGGCGUGCUGCGCGGUAUGCCGGCGUCGCUGUUCGUCAUGAGCCUCACCUUCAUGGCUCCACAGAGUCAGGACCACUGGUGCGAAAAGCCGGAGCACCUGAGGAACUGGACCACGCAACAGUGGAGGAACUUCGCGUUGCCCCUGGAAACCAGCGAGGCUGGCGUCACGGCGCCGAGCAGAUGUCACAUGCACGGCUGGGACGAACUGGCGCGCCUGAUCGCACUGCCCGAUCUCAUGAGCGACGAGGCCCAGCCGUCCAACCACACUUUGGUGCAUGUCACCUCCGUUCCAUGCUCCAGCUGGGACUUCGAUGAUAGCUUCCACGACAGGACCGUGUCCAGCGAGUGGAAUGUCGUGUGCGAAGACCUAUGGAUGCUGGACAUGUCGCAGUCGAUACUCAUGUUCGGCUUCAUGGUCGGCAAUUUCGUCUUCUCUCACAUGUCCGACUGGUGUGGGCGGCGUCCAGCCAUCUUCACCACGACGCUCCUCUCGCUGGCAUCAGGAGUGGCCACAGCCUUUUCUGGCUCAUUCGCAUUUUUCAACGCGUUUCGCUUCCUCGCCUCGCUGGGACACGGAGGAGUCACCAACAUUGCCUACGCAAUAGCCAUCGAGUGCGUGGCACCGGGCAAGCGUGCCAUGGUUUCCAUGGUGCAGGAGACUGGUUGGGUGGUGGGCCUCAUGCUGCUACCGGGCAUCGCCUACCUGGUCACCAACUGGGUCCACAUACAGCUACUCAUUAGCGUUCCCCUCGUCGCCAUGCUCAUCACAGCCUUUUUUCUUGAUGAAUCACCGAGGUGGCUGUUCAUCGCCGAGCGGUCCGAGGAGGCGGAGAGAUUGCUCAUAAAGAUCGCCGAAAGGAACAACGUCAAAGUCAAGGACAUAUCCAAGAUAGUUCUCGAAACCAGGGAGAAGGUGGAGCUUGAGAGAAAGAAGAGAAAAUCUUCCAUCGUUGACUUGUUCCGGAAGCGGAAAAUAGCCGUCAUCACUCUGGCGCAAUACGUACAAUUUGCCGUCGUGGUCCUGGUGUACUAUGAUCUCAUCUACAAGAUCACCGACUUCGGCGGUAACCCAUUCAUAAACUUUUUCCUCGUGUCGUUGCUCGAACUACCCGUCAUGCUGGUCAACGUGCUGCUCAUCAACUAUGUGCCACGACGCACCAUCUACUACCUGCUCUACAUUCCGACCAUCCUCGUGUGCAGCGCGCUUAUCUUCGUACCGGCCCACAUGGUGUGGCUCCAACUGUGCCUGGUGAUGGUGGGCAAGCUGGCCGUCCACUGUGCCUACAGCACCCUUUGCGUCCACAUGACCGAGUGCUUCCCCACCGUGGUGAGGGCGGUGGCUCUGGGAAGCGCCCUCACUGCCAGCAGGGCGGGUGCCAUCGUUGCGCCCUUCUUCAAGGACUUGGGAAGGCUCACACAUCCCUGGGUCCCCACUCUUGUCGACAUGGUUCUAGUCAUGGCUUCUCUGCUGCUGUCGCUAAUAGUGCCUGAAACCUUUCGCAAGAAUCUGCCAGACACAUUUAAGGACACGCUACGGCUUCGAGAGAAGGGCGUAGUCGGCGUUCCAACCGAGAUGGAGCUUUUUGAGGACGAAGAAGACAGCGAGAACACUGCCUGAGAACCUCACAAGCCUCGGAAUGUGCACAUCUAUAGGACUCGAGUGCUCUAGUCGUUACAAUGACGGCUGCUGUCGUGUGAAAACGACAGCUGUAUUGACGUGCGUGUUUCAGCCGCACUUCGAAAGAAUAUGGCCCGCUGAUACAUUACCAGCGGCAUUUUCUGUAUUUUUCCACCGUUUUUUUAGUAUUGUUUUCUUUGUGUUCAUCAUAGCGUAAAUUGCAGCUGGAAUGUAGUCGGCUGUGAAUGACAAAAAAUAGAAGCAUGGGUGCUUGUAAACUCGUCAUGCUGUAUGCUUGAAUGGUAUAUAACCAAGUUAUAACUAACUGAAAGAAUUUAUAAUCAAGAUUUGCCUGAUUAAACGAGGACACAUACGGUGUUGUAUGCGUCAUUUAUCCACACGUACA